This is a messenger RNA of Lepus europaeus (European hare), 3621 nucleotides long. RefSeq names its product contactin-associated protein-like 3. Bases 16 to 3621 code for a protein of 1201 amino acids. The record is from RefSeq and is a predicted model, not a curated record. The transcript has 23 exons. Lineage: Eukaryota; Metazoa; Chordata; Mammalia; Lagomorpha; Leporidae.
GACCUUGAAGAGAGAAUGAAGGUCACUUCUGUGGCAACCCAGGGAGGAUAUGGGAGCUCAAACUGGGUGAGCAGCUACCUCCUGAUGUUCAGUGAUGGUGGGAGGAACUGGAAGCAGUAUCGACGAGAAGAAAGCAUCUGGGGUUUCCCAGGCAACACAAAUGCAGACAGCGUGGUACACUACAAACUACAGCCCCCCUUUCAAGCCAGGUUUCUGCGCUUCCUCCCUGUGGCCUGGAAUCCAAAGGGCAGAAUUGGGAUGCGGAUAGAAGUGUAUGGCUGUGUGUACAGGUCCGAGAUGGUUUAUUUUGAUGGACCAAGUGUUCUGCUGUACAGAUUUGAUAAAAAAUUUGUAAGACCAAUAAGAGAUGUUAUUUCUUUGAAAUUUAAAACCAUGCAGAGUAAUGGAAUUCUACUCCACAGAGAAGGACAACAUGGGAACCACCUCACUCUGGAAUUAAUUGAAGGAAAGCUUGUCUUUUCUCUUAAUUCAGGCAAUGUUAACCUGCCUUCUACUAAAGCUCAAUCAAACCUCAUCCUGGGCAGCUUGUUGGAUGACCAGCACUGGCAUUCUGUCUACAUUGAGCAACUCAAUACACAUAUCAACUUCACCUUGGACAAGUACACUCAGUAUUUCCAGGCCAAGGAACACUCUGGAUACUUGGAUCUUAACUCUGAGAUCAGCUUUGGAGGAAUUCUAACAAUUGGAAGAUCGCUUGCGUUCUCACAUAAAAGUUUUCAAGGCUGUUUAGAAAAUCCUUAUUAUAAUGGAGUGGACAUUGUUGAAUUAGCCAAGAAGCACAAACCACAAAUCCUCAUUAUGGGAAACGUGACCUUCUCCUGUCCACAAUCACAGAUUGUUCCUGUGACUUUCUUGAACUCCAAGAGUUAUCUGGCACUGCCUGGCAAUUCUGGAAAGAACAAGUUCUCCGUCAGUUUUCAAUUUCGAACAUGGAACAAAGCAGGACAUUUGCUUUCCAGUGAAUUUUGGCAUGGCUCAGGGAAGUUUGUCCUCUUUCUUCAGGAUGGAAAACUCAAACUGAGCCUCUUCCAGCCAGAAGAAUCCAUAAGGAAUAUCACAGCAGGCAGUGGGUUAAACGAUGGGCAAUGGCAUUCUGUGUCUCUGUCUGCUAAAUGGAAUCAUCUGGUUGUGGUGGUAGGUGAUGACACAGCUGUUCUGCCCCUGGUGCCUGUGCUGAUUGUUUCAGGCAACACCUAUUAUUUUGGAGGCUGCCCUGGCAACAGCUCUGGAUAUGGAUGCAGCAGCCCCCUGGAAGGGUUUCAGGGCUGCCUGAGGCUUAUUUCCAUUGAUGACGCAGUAGUAGAUCCCAUCUUAGUACAGCAGGGAGUGCUGGGGAGUUUCAGGGAUCUCCAGAUAGACUCGUGUGGCAUCACAGACAGGUGUUUGCCCAGCCACUGUGAACAUGGAGGUGAGUGCUCCCAAUCCUGGGACACAUUCUCCUGUGACUGCACAGGCACAGGUUACAUGGGACUGACCUGCCAUUCACCUCUCUACGAGCAGUCCUGCGAAGCCCACAAAUACAGAGGGAACUCUUCUGGGCUGUACCACGUGGAUGUAGAUGGAAGUGGCCCCCUGGGAUCAUUUCUUGUGUACUGCAAUAUGACAGCAGACACAGCGUGGACAGUGGUGCCACACGGCGGCCCAGACACGGUGACGGUAAGCGCCGCCACACGAGGGCUGGCACACUCCACAACUUUCGCCUACGCGGCCGGCGCGGGCCAGCUCCGGGCAGCGGUGGUCCUAGCAGAGCGCUGUGAGCAGCAGCUGGUGCUGAGCUGCGGGGCUGCGCAGCUCACAGACGCACAAGAUGGAAGCCCACUGAGCUGGUGGAGUGGAAGAACCAAUGAAACACUCACAUACUGGGGAGGCUCUUGGCCUGAUGCUCAAAGAUGUACUUGUGGAUUAGAAGGCAACUGCACAGGUUCCCAGUAUCACUGCAACUGUGAUGCUGACUGGAAUGCAUGGUCUAGCGAAACAAUAGUCCUUUCCCAGAAAGAGCACCUGCCGGUCACUCAGGUUGUGAUAACAGACACAGGCCGAAGGCAUUCUGAAGCUGCUUAUGCGCUGGGGCCCCUGCUCUGCCAUGGGGACAACUCAUUUUGGAAUUCCGCUUCCUUCAACACUGAGACGUCAUACCUUCACUUCCCCACUUUGCAUGGAGAGUUUACUGCAGACGUAUGUUUCUUUUUUAAGACUACGGUCUCCUCUGGUGUGUUUAUGGAGAACCUGGGGAUCACAGACUUUAUUAGGAUAGAGCUGCGUGCUCCCACAGAAGUGGCCUUUUCCUUUGAUGUGGGGAAUGGACCUUGUGAGGUCACAGUGCAGUCGUCCACCCCCUUUAAUGACAACAAGUGGCAUCAUGUGAGGGCAGAGAGGAACAUUAAAGGAGCAUCUCUUCAGGUGGAUCAACUCCCUCAGAAGAUACAAUCUGCCCCUGCUGAUGGGCAUGUCCGUUUACAGCUCAACAGUCAGCUCUUCAUUGGAGGCACGGCCAGCAGGCUGAGAGGCUUCCUGGGGUGCAUUCGAUCACUGCGGUUGAAUGGUGUGUCCCUGGAUCUGGAAGAAAGAGCCACAGUGACACCAGGAGUGGAGCCUGGAUGUGCAGGACACUGCAGCAGCUAUGGACAUUUGUGUCGCAAUGGAGGGAGAUGUCAAGAGGAGCAGAGAGGAGUGUCUUGUAACUGCACGUUGUCUGCAUAUGAUGGGCCAUUCUGCACAAAUGAAAUUUCUGCAUAUUUUGGAACAGGCUCCUCAAUGACUUACACUUUUCAAGAACAUUACCCUUUAAGUGAAAACAAGAGCUCUUUUGCUUCUUCAUUACACAGGAAUACAACAUUGACCAGAGAAAUGAUCACACUGAGCUUCCGAACUACACAAACUCCAAGCUUACUGCUUUAUGUGAGUUCUUUCCAUGAAGAAUACCUUUCAGUCAUCCUCUCCAACAAUGGAAGUUUACAGAUCAGGUACAAGCUAGACAGUCACCAAGAUUCUGAUGCAUUUAACUUUGAUUUUACAAACUUGGCUGAUGGGCACUUUCACCAGCUGAAGAUUGAGAGAGAAGAAGCAGUGGUUGUUGUAGAGGUUAAUCAGAGUGCAAAGAGACAAGUUAUAUUGGCCUCAGGGACAGAAUUCAAUGCUGUCAAAUCCCUUGCACUGGGAAAGGUUUUAGAGACCCCCGGCGCCGACGCGGACACCAGGCGGGCGGCGGCGCGCGGCUUCACCGGCUGCCUCUCGGCCGUGCGCUUCGGCCGCGCCGCGCCCCUGAAGGCAGCGCUGCGCCCCGGCGGCCGCACCCCGGUCUCCGUGCGCGGCCCAGUAGCCGCGGCGCCCGGCUGUGCGGCGCCGGCGGGACCCGGCUCCUCGGCGCGGGAACUGACUCCCCGGCUGGCCGGGGACGCAGGCCGUCCUGGACCCGCUGGCAAGGGGGCGCCCUUAGUUACUGCAGACGGGAGGGACCCUGCGGUCCUCGUGGUCGGAGGUGUGAUUGCCGUUGUCAUAUUUACCUUGCUCUGCAUCACUGCCAUGGCUUUACACAUUUAUCAACAAAGGAACUUGCACAAAGAAAAUGAGUCUGAAAUCUCAAAAAAUGAAGAGUGCUAG